AGACAUACAAAAUUCUCUAUAUAACCCAAGAGAGAUUCUACCGUUAUCUGAGUCUCUCUUACUCUUCAAUAGCAAUCAUGGCUGCCUCUGUUACUAGCAACAGGAGGCUGUCAAUGGCCAUGGAGAGAACCGGCCAAUGGGUUUUCUCUCAAGAAAUUCCUCCAGAUGUUGUAGUUGAAGUUGGUGAAGCAAAGUUUUCUCUUCAUAAGUUUAUGCUGGUGGCUAAGAGCAACUACAUAAGAAAACUGAUAAUGGAGUCAAAAGAACCUGAAUUAACGAGGAUCAAUCUCUCUGAAAUUCCCGGAGGCCCUGAGAUCUUUGAGAAAGCAGCCAAGUUUUGUUACAGUGUCAACUUCGAAAUCACAGUCCACAACGUUGCAGCUCUUCGUUGCGCUGCAGAGUACCUACAAAUGAACGAUAAAUACUGCGACAACAACCUCGCUGGCCGCACCGAAGAUUUCCUCUCGCAGGUCGCCUUUGCGAGCCUCUCCGGCGCCAUUGUUGUCUUCAAAUCUUGCGAGGAUCUUCUCCCCUUAGCCAAAAACCUCAAAAUUGUCCAAAGAUGCAUCGACUUUAUCAGUGCUAAGGCGUGUAAUGAGUCGAACUUUCCUAGUCGAUCACCGCCGAAUUGGUGGACAGAGGAGCUAUCGAUCUUGGACAUCGAUUUCUUCGGAAACAUCAUCAACGCAAUGAAACAACGUGGAGCGAAAUCGUUUACUCUAGCGAGCGCUCUGAUAACAUACACAGAGAGAUCACUACGAGAUCUAGUACGAGACCACUCUGGAAAUGGAACCAAGAUCUCGGAUCAAAGCAACCCUAAGCUCAGAAUCCAACAACGUGAGCUUCUGAACUCCAUCGUAUCUCUCUUACCCUCCGAAAAAGCGGCUUUCCCUAUCCACUUCCUCUGCUGCCUUCUCCGAUCCGCGAUUUUCCUCAAAGCUUCGAGCAGUUGCAAGAGCGAGCUCGAGAAUCGGAUCUCAGCGAUUCUGGAACAUGUGACCGUUGAUGACCUUCUGGUUUUGUCGUUUACCUACGACGGAGAGAGACUGUUUGACUUAGAUAGCGUUAGGAAAAUCGUCUCUGGUUUUGUAGAGAAAGAGAAAACUAUGGCAGUGUUUAGCGUCGGCGAUUUCAGAGAAACGUGUUCGAGUUCGAUGCACAGAGUGUCUAAGACCGUCGACGCAUAUCUAGGCGAAGUCGCAACCUACGGUGAACUCAGUAUCUCCAAGUUCAACGGCAUCGCUAAUCUCGUACCCAAAGGAGCUAGAAAAGCCGACGAUGAUCUUUAUCGUGCGGUCGAUAUUUAUCUAAAGGCGCAUCCAAACCUGGACGAGAUAGAGAGAGAGAAAGUGUGCAGCGUGAUGGACCCGCUGAAGCUAUCCUACGAAGCCAGAGUCCACGCCUCGCAGAACAAGCGGUUGCCUGUGCAGAUAGUUCUCCAUGCAUUAUACUACGAUCAGCUGAAGCUCAGGAGUGGCGUGGAGGAAAGUAACAACAGGACGCCAGAUAAUGCGAUAACAACGAGGAAGCAAUUGCAGGCUGACGUUUCACUGAUCAAAGAGAACGAGGCCUUGCGUACAGAGCUGUUGAAGAUGAAGAUGUACAUUUCGGACAUGCAGGUGAACAAGAACAAUAAUAAUGUUCAAGUUCCAGGGACAUCAUCAUCUACUUCCGCUACCAAGGUUAAUGGGUCCAGUACCAAAAAAACGUUCUUCUCCUCGGUUUCUAAGAAGCUGGGAAAGCUGAAUCCAUUCAAGAGUGGGUCUAAGGACACGUCUAAUAUUGAAGAUGCGGUGGAUAUUACCAAGCCUAGGAGGAGAAGAUUCUCCAUCUCUUAGUUGCAUCGUUUUACUUGUAGAUGCUCCCUCUGUACUUUGGGGUUGGGGGAGGAUCUACUAAACUUGUGUAAUAUAGUUUCCUUUCUUCCCCUGAACUUUUUGUUUUGUUUUUGAUUAUUUGCACUUUUUUUUCUUUUUAAUUUUUCUUCUUGGCUUGAUGUAUUUGUGUAGUUAAAUAAUACAAACAAUUGAAUUGGUUUGAUAUGCUUUCAA
This is a messenger RNA of Quercus lobata, 2051 nucleotides long. It is a transcript of the gene RPT2, whose product is annotated as Phototropic-responsive NPH3 family protein. The record is from RefSeq and is a predicted model, not a curated record. The transcript has 5 exons. Lineage: Eukaryota; Viridiplantae; Streptophyta; Magnoliopsida; Fagales; Fagaceae. The coding region runs from base 78 to 1838 and encodes 586 amino acids. Gene Ontology annotation, molecular function: protein binding.